Lolium perenne is the source of this 598-nucleotide messenger RNA. RefSeq lists its product as uncharacterized. The record is from RefSeq and is a predicted model, not a curated record. Lineage: Eukaryota; Viridiplantae; Streptophyta; Magnoliopsida; Poales; Poaceae.
CAUAGUACUUGCACGCACGCACGCAGACACAAGGAUGGCAAGAGCUGGCGCCACGAAUGCUGCCGCGGCAGCGCUCCUGCUGGUCCUAGUGACCGUCGCCACCGCCGUCGACGCGGCCGCCGGUAAUCAGAUGACUGCGACCGCUGCUGCUGCUGUCGGUGGUCGCCGCGGUGGCGGCCGGGCUCAGCCGGCGGGGCUGACGCAGUGCGUGGCCGGGUGCGGCGACACGGCCACGUCCUGCCUCCUCGACUGCUACGAGAAGCCGCCCGCCGGGAAGCUGCUGCCCGUCUGCCUCCUUGACUGCACCAACGCCGCCAUGUUCUGCGCCACCGACUGCUCCACCAAGAACCUCAACUAGCUAAUUAACCCAUCGAUUAAUACAUCCGGCUAAUGAUGAACUAUAUGUAGCUUCGGUCGUACGUAUAGCCGUACCAUCUUAUAAGCAACCAGUUAUACAAAUCAUCCACACGCAAGGACAUACUACAUAAUCUGGUCCUCGACUACUAUGUCACAGCUGCAUUUCAUCAAGACACUAGCUUGUACGCAUGGUAUUGUGAUGGAAUGUAAGCGAUGUUAAUUUACGACAGUUAUUCAGUGA